Messenger RNA from Rhopilema esculentum, 7762 nucleotides. Its product is annotated as mediator of RNA polymerase II transcription subunit 13-like. Gene Ontology annotation, biological process: positive regulation of transcription by RNA polymerase II. The record is from RefSeq and is a predicted model, not a curated record. Gene Ontology annotation, cellular component: mediator complex. Gene Ontology annotation, molecular function: transcription coactivator activity. NCBI's taxonomy places the organism in Eukaryota, Metazoa, Cnidaria, Scyphozoa, Rhizostomeae, Rhizostomatidae.
UCACCGUGUGUGCUUGCUGCCAUUUUUUCUUCGUUAUCGAGUACAUGGACAAAUCGUACAAAACUGGUCCAAUUUUCUGUGAGUUUUUGCCAAGUUAGAUGUUGAAAUUCGCCUUUUGCAGCAUCGGCAUUCGGAGAUAUGAUCACUCCAAUCAAAGAGCAUGAAUAAUAAAGAAACAGCAACCAAUGGAGCUUCUUUAGAGGAUUGCAGAACCAACGUGUUCCCGCUGGCUGAUGCAAGAGGACUGCAGUGGAGAAAAUUUGCUGUUUUAAGUGGUGGAAGCUUUGCUAGGAUAUCUGAAGAUCCAGUGCUUAUUUCCUAUGCCAAUGCCAUCCAGCAAGGGAUACUUUGCUCAUGGCAGAAAUGUCAGCCAAACAAUAGAGAAAGUGGUGGAAAAUUAGUAGAUUGGACAAAAGAAUUGGUAAUUUUUUGGUAUGGAGAGGAGCCUCAUUUUUCUGAAAUUGUUUCACCAUCAUUAAGAGAAAAAGAAAGAGGUUGCUUCGAAGAUGGAAUGUCUUACGAGUAUCAAUCGCUGUUUUUUGAAUCUCUCCAUAAACAGCUUGAAAGGCAACUAAUAAGCGAGAAGUUCUUUUGCAAUGGCAGAUGGUUUACCAAAAGCUGCAAGAAAGGUUGUGAAUGGGAAACUCUGGCGUUCAGUUUCACCUUAUCCAUUUACGGUGAGAGCCUCGUUACCGCAAGUGUCGAUGUUCAAAAACAGGCUGCCAUAAGAUGCUUGUCGAGAAGUGACCUGUCAGAUGCAAUGUCCGGUGAUACUGUACACGUGGUCCUAGCUCCGGGUGGUCUAAAUGCGGUUCUGACAGGAUGCAGUUUACCGAGCACUGAUGGUCGAGCGGCUAGGAUUCUUACGGAAUGGGAUAAGUACUAUCCCAUUGUCAAAGACGAAAAGUCGAAUGGGUUUAUUCCUUGUCUCGUGGAGAUCGUCCAUUGCGAUAACAAGAUGCUGUACCCAUCCUGUCUUGUUGGCCUACCUGUUAGCAGAUCAGGCACCAAGUUUCCGGAAAUAAUGCGAAGUGACGUAAACGCAAAUGAAGCGAAGGCUGGUACUUGCAGCAGAAAAGCAUUUAGACCAAUCAUAGCACUUAACAACAGGAUUUGGGAUAAUCUUGAGCCACGGAAAGAAAGCAAGAAACUAAAUAGCGCAUCAAAAUCCGAAGCUGCGCCUGUGUUUGGACCUAACAUGCCGCUAUGGGACUUCAAAGAUAAAUCAAGGACGACUGUUUGUGGCUGUACUUCGUCAACAAAUGUCAAUAGGGUCAAGCCGAUGGGGAAAUUUGGGAGUACGGUAUCUGGUUUAAAGAGUACAUCUGGUCAUGUGGGAAUUAGCAGUCCAUCGACAGCUGCAUCUGGAGCCAAUCAAACUUCGAGUGUUACUCACAAAGGAAGAAAAGAAAGGAAAAAGACUUCACUACCUUUUCAUCAGAGAAGGUCUACAAAUACAGAGCGUAGCCCUACACCGCCCAUUACCCUUUCAGCCAACCUCAAGGCUGUCAAUGUAAAUACCGGGCCUGUGUUGCCUUCUAAUGUUGACUUAAAAACCGAAGCCCAUCUACAAACAGGCUUGCCUUCGAGAAAGAGUCCAGUACUGCAGAAAUCGUCAACGAGCAGGUCUUUUAGCUCUACCGGCCUGGAUCAAAGUUACAGCUCGGUGCAACUUCAGAAUAUCAGUCCAACCAAGGUUCUUUCUGCUAAUAGCAGGGCCUUGGAAAGCAAGGGAAAAUUCAAAUCAAAAUCUGUUCCAAUUAAGGGCUUGGUGAACUAUAUUCUUCCAUCGAACGUCAUGCCCAUAAAACCGGCAUUGUCUAAAGACACACUCGAGGCAAGGUCGUCUUUGACUGACCCGUCAUACUCAUCCUUAUGUGUUUCAAAAGAAGCUGAAAAUAACUACUCCAUUUCUGAGGUGAUGUCACCAACCCCGUUGCAGCUAUCAAAUACGAAGCCGGGGGGUCAUGUUCCUGAUGGGGAGGUUAUGAUCGUCAGAAUGCCAAAUAAAGGGGUAAAAAGAACAACAGAAAAUGCGAACAAUGUAGAUGAAAGCACGAAAAAGGUUAAGCUAGCAUCAUAUGCACAACCACAACAACAACAACCACAACAGCCACAACAACCACAACACCAACAGCAAUCGUAUGCAGCAGCAUCUCCUCCCCAGUCCCCCAGUCCCUCGCAUUUUCAUUCACAAACAGACUCUUUGUCCUACCAACAAACCAGCAACGCUAGUAGUUCUGCUCAUCAACAGCUACAAACGAGACGUGGUCCGGGUCGCCCCAAAAAACAAUCCACCUCACAGAGCUCUAUAUAUUCACCUAAAAACGAUCAAAAUAUACUUGAAAAUGGGUCUAUCUUGUCACCUCCUGUGGCUGACAAACGGCGAAGGCCCUCGAGCCAGUCGACAAAAAUCAAAGAUGAAGCUAUCGUUUCUCCCCCGUCCGUUUCAAGCAUCAAAGCUGCACCGGUUAAAGGCAGUAGGCGUCGACCGUCUAAGAAAGAUCAAUCUCUUUCGGAUAAUGAAUUGCCACCUGUCACAUCACCGUCUGCCAGAAGUGGAACAGUUGCUUUGUCUCCGUCACCAUAUUUGCCGUCCCCGGCGCGAACCCCCGGCUCUUCUUCUGGAAUCUCAUUCACGCAAUCAAAAGAUCUAGUCGUGGAGUUCUCUGAUCGUGACAAGUUGUUUGAGUUUUCAGACGAUGAAGAUGAUCAGGACAACAAAAGCAGGCAAAGCCACAUAAACACAGCAAUUGAUGCACACCCGAAUCAUCGCCCCCCGGCCCAUGACGAUGUAUUCAGAAGCACAUCGCUGCCGCCACCCACCACCUCUCUUCCCCAUGAUCUAUCUGAGAUGUUUCCAACUCCUCCGUCACAAGAAGCUCAGCCCCCCGCAGCAUCACCAGCUACUUCGUUGCCAGGCGACUACGGAAUGCCCUCAAGUUACACACAUUGCCAUGUUGUGAUGUCACCCGAGAAGCAUGUUUUGCCUUAUGAUAAACGGUUUGAAGAGAAUGUUUGCUCAGAGGGAACAGAGGGCUUGGAAACACCGUUUGUCGUGCCAGAGACGCAGGAAUAUCCGGUGGACGGUACUUUCACUCCGAUCUCCGUUCUGCCAAGCAUGAAGCGUAAAAACUUGAAAAUAAAAAACCGCGUUGCACUGAAGUACACGCCGUCGUGGAAGACCGGGGCUAGAACAGCUGCGAGCUAUCAGGAUAAAGCCGCUAAUCUUAUACGACUAUCGAUUUCGAAUUACGAUUCGUUACGACGGAUGCGUGCUAAGGAUAUUAUGCCAUGUUUGAGUCAAGCGGUUAUCGUAAAUACGAACGAAACUAUCGCGAAUAAAAAGAUGCCGGAAAUAAAAACUGAGAUUAUUGAAAAUGAAAAUAUAGAUCUAAAACCGUUAAUCAGUGUCGAUGUUGUAAGUCAAGGUAUUGUUAAAAAGGAGGUGACUGUUUAUAAUGGGAGCAAUAUCGAGGAGACAAGGGCAUUAGAAGUGGCUCUUGCUUCCAAAGUGUCUGUUUGUUAUUCAAAGGAAGAGUCGAAAGCUUGGCCGCAUAAUCGUCUCUUCAAAAGUGACAAGAACUUACCUUUUAUUUCAAUGGAAGAUGAAGCGGAGCUCAUAGCUAAGGAGCCUAAGCGUCCGGAGGUUUUAGACUUAACAGGAAGUAAGGACUCAAGCGGGGAUAGCAGUGUAGGCGACAAGGCAGCCUCUUCUGUUUUGCCCCCUCGAAUUGCAGAACUCUUUAAAGAGCAGUGGUUGUCUCCAUUCUCUGUUUUAUACAUGACAAGGAUGUUGUCUCAAGUUUACAAAGUCGAUUUUCACUCCAGUACUGGCGGCGAUAUGAACGCAAUAAUGGCCUCGGGGCUGUUGUAUGAGUUGAAUUCCACAGUACAAAAUGCUUUUAAGCAGUCUCUCAAAAGGAGAACUCAUGAACUUCAAAAGCUCGAAGGUCCAGUAACCUUCUCUUCACUUAACAAAUUAUCAGGGAAAAACACAGUGCAAAGUAGCCUGCCCGUGCACCCAGUUCUCAUUGGCGCCGACGGUGAUUAUGUUUCUGUUGCACCUAAUUGUUUGAAAUCGUGGACCAAAUUGCUCCUUGAACCGUUUUCUGGACAGCGCGAUGUGGCGUAUGUCGUUGUUGCUCCAGAUACCGACCUUGUUCUUGAAAAUACCAAACAGUUCUUCAGGGAACUCAGUAUAACAUAUGAGUCUAUGAACCUCGGCAAACACGGUCCAAUUAUAAGAGUACUACGAGAGGGCAUUAUCCGUGUACAGCUCAAGGUCAUGCAAAAGUUAGCUAAUGAGGCUGUUGAUGAGUGGUUUUCGCAAGAUGAAAGUGCAGAAUCCAUAAGAAUGAAGCUGAUCGCGCAAGUGUGCAAGGCGCUUCUCGGUCCGCAUUUAGCUUCUCUUGAACUAAAUCGAACGCUCUUUGACAAGUCACCAGCUGAGGAGAAAAACUCCGCAGAAAGCACUCGACCAAAGAUUCCAGGAGCCAAUGCUAACUCGAUUUCAGGCCUUCAUGGUUUAAGCUCUCUUGGUUUGAUUCACGAGGAAACAGAUAACGGAAGUAGUAACAGUGAACUCCCUGCCAUUGUCGUGUACAUGAUCGACCCGUUCCAAGUAACCGGUGUGUCGUCUUCUAAAGAGCCACUUUGGUCAUUGAACGGUCUUAUAAGAGCUUUCGCAGAGAUGACGUCAAGCUUUUCCGAUGCUCUUAAGAAUAACGUUUUCCUGCAGGUGGUUCCUCUCGAGAGUAUACUACAAUUGAAGGCCAGCACAAAGUACCACAAUGGAACUGGAUUAAAUCAGCUGGAUUUACAACACCUUGCUUUGUCAGUCUACUCAAGCUGCCGGGUUACUAUCAACUCGUUAAACAGUGGCAAAAUAUGCACCGGAUUUGGGCCUGGCUCUUUGAGGGACAAGCUAACCAAGAAAAGACAGGUUGAUCAACAGUUUCCGACCCGCGUAUUCGUUCCGCCCUUUAUUCUUGCCCCUCAAACUUCACUGAUCAGAGAGGACCCUCACACUUCAAUGGAUCUAGCAAGAGUAAUGACAACAGGGGAUGGUAAUAUACUGUUCUGUAGUUAUUGCUUGUCGCAGGAUCUGUCUUGGGUUCUGGUCACUUGCACUGACAAGAGUGGGGAAAUUGCAGAUACCACUAUCAUUAAAGUCCAUCCACAGAUACGGCAAAUGCGUGAGAGCAAAUCGACAAGGAAAAUGGCACUGAGAAGAGUUUUGAAUUUUGCUUUGGACGUUAUCUCGUUCUUCUUUGAGACAUGGAGGAUAGUCAUUCAUCGACUGGGAAGUCCGGGAAAAGGCGAACUGAAAGAUUUAUAUGACUUGAGCCGAAAGCUGGUGACACCAGUGCAAACCAAAAAGCGUCCGGUCACACCAGAAGUUUGUGUUGGCUGCAGAGCAACAGCAGAUGAGAAACCAAGGCCUACUGUACGAAGCAUCACCGUUGCCAGUGUGCACCUUGACUCGAAUGUCAGAAUCCUUCCGGGAAGUACGAGGAGAAAAUCAAAUUCAGGCUCUAAAAUAUUCGUUGUUCCGGUUGUAAGCCAGUCAGCAAAGAGAAGGGACCGACGGUUGUUAGGAUCAGGGUCAUUGUCACUGCCAAUGCCUCCAGCCGAUGAACUGAUUGCCGACUCUGUGUUCGAGGAGCAAUUCAUGGGGCUAUUAUCAUCUCCAGCCGAAGUAUCUAGCUCAUCGCUGUUAACAUCACUACAUUCAGAUCUAGGGCAACCAGUUUUUUCUCCUGGUGACACGAUGAAUGUCAGCUCAAUUUCAACCAUGUCUCCCUUUCAACCGAUCAUUCAAAAUUCACCUGCGUUCAGCACAGCUUUUUCACCUGUACCAGUUAUGACUCAGCCAUCUUCCACCCCGAUAGUCAAAACUGGCUCAUCGGAUGAGUUCACGAAACUUUGUCGACAGCCGUUGUGUUCUGGGUACAUACUGGUGGACUCCUCAUCACUUGGGAGUCACAUAACCAAUACGCCCUUGAUAAAGUCGGAUCUGCUCUUUCAUUUAACGAAACACGAUGUUCAAUUAUCGAAGCAUCCACUCGAUUCAGAAAAUCAUCUGGAACUCCACAGAUUCGUGCUUGAACAACUAGACGCGUUAUCAUGGCUAACAAUCGACACGGUGACGGGUAAACGUCAUUCGGCACUCGCAUCGCACAUUUUCUUGCUGACACGAUUUUACGAGACUUUUAGCUACUUUGUAUCCUAGCAGAGGGACAGAUGCCUAAGGCAAAAAUGAUAAUAUAAAUGAGAAUGUCCGUGAAUUUAUGCGAAUAUAUUUUAAACAGUGAAUUUGAAAGACAGGAAAGUACCGGAUUAUUACGUCACAGUUUUUAAAUAUGCAGAAACGUCUAUGAGAAAACGACAGUAAGAUUCAGUGGGGUGGCGAGAAAUUGCCUCAGUACACCUUAUAGCACUAAUCCUAGCAUCUUACUUGCGUGGAUUUUUGAUUUUCUGCUGAAGGAAAAACUAAAAUGCAACUAAAGAUAACUUGGUAAUUGAACAUUUCUUCAUUCUGAACCGCCCAAUUUACCCAGCAGCAUAAGAUAUCUUUGUUGCUAGGGUUCCAUUCUACCGUUUGAUAAUCCUCUCAAAUUUUUCCAGGAAAUUUAGCAGUAGAUAUAGCUAAGGAAUUUGGCAAUGUAAUCUUGUCACCCACUGAAUCAUAUUGCCAGUAACUGUCCCAGUUAAAGCAAAGGGUUUCAAACUUGGUUGCAAAACUGUGCGAAUCCGAACUUUGUUAUAUAGUAAAUUGUAAAUACUAAACCUGAAAUAAUCAUUUUAGGUAAAAGCAAUGCUACCUUUUGUAAUGUCAAUUUUAUUUUGAUGCAUUUUAUGGACACAGUGAAAUAUUUCGUAAGAAUUCCGUCUUCAUUCGUGACAAAGUGAUUUAGUUUGAAGAAUUCGUAACUCUCUACCGUCCCCCUGCGUGGCAGCCCAUUGCUUAGAAAUAAAGGUUUGGAAACAGUUGUAUUCGCCCUAAAGAUGUUAGGCUUCGUACUUUAAUGCAAGUUUAUCGAUAUAUAUUUUUAUUUUCUACAUAGUCAGGCUUCUGACUUCCACUUUGUAGAAUAACUUGUUGAGGGCUUGUCUGUGUAACAGACGCCUCUUUUAACAAUAUUGCUAUGAGGCUAUCGAGCCCUAGAAUCCCCCAGCCGUAAUUUCACACCAUUCUUUAAGUAACAUGCUCUUGAAAGAAUAUCUCUGUUACUCUUGUUAUCACUUCAAAUCAAGUUCAUUUCGUAAAAAAGGAAAUUGGUAUCCAGCUCCCCAUUUAAAUAUGAAAUACUACAACGCAUCAUUGUCCUACUUAAUGACCCUCCAAUUUCCACCACUCAUUAUUUUUCUCACAGUUCAGCUCUCCAAUAGAUAUUAACUUGUAUCGCUUUUUGAGCAAUUUACUUUUGGUAAUAGUAGUUCGAUCCUCGUGGAGAAAUUACAUAAGCUACAGGAGCUCUGACAUUAUUAAUGCUUAUGAAUUCAAAAUUCUGAACUCUAAUAACCUGUUUUAAACCCAGCAUCGGCUUCACCAGGUUUUUCUAUAAGUGUAUUUCAAAUGCGUGUAUCUGUGUUCUUCUCGGUCCAGCAUUUGUGCGGCGUAUUUUCCAAACUAUGUUAUAUUUAUCUAUUUAACUAAUAUGUAUUUAAAUAUAGCUAAAUGUGUGAUUGUCAGUUCUUCGUAGAAAUACUCCAGGGUCUUAAUCGAAUAAAUUUGUAGUUGGAGCUCUUCUCAGCA